This is a messenger RNA of Psylliodes chrysocephalus, 2016 nucleotides long. The record is from the annotation of a GenBank genome assembly. Lineage: Eukaryota; Metazoa; Arthropoda; Insecta; Coleoptera; Chrysomelidae.
CGAAUUUAAGAUGCCGCGCAGAUUUAUUGAAAUCUUCUGAAUUCAUUUAUAUUUAUUACCAAAAUACAGCCAAUAGUACCAAUAGAUGAUAAUAGAUGACACUACUGGUUUCUGGUUUAAAUGACUACAAAAUCUGUUUAUCUUAUUUAUAUUUUUUAAUUUUUCUUACAUAAUAAUAAAUCUCAUGAAGUUUAAUCUAUACCUAUACAAUAUUCCGAUUAGUAAUAUUACAAAAGCGACAAAAUCUUAUGAAAUUUUUCUUCAACAAAUAACUGAAAAUAAAUAAUCUUCAUCAACGAACGCAAUUGUGAGGUUAUGUAAAGGUCAAAUGGAAAAACAAUAUUAUCUACACCCAAUUAAAAAAGCAUUGCACACAGCAUUUUUUGCAGUUGAAUAAGUUGAAUUGCUGAGACCGUCCUUUUAUAUAAAGUGUACAAAAUCGAGUGUAGUUUAUUCAAAUUACUCUAUAAAUUUGCCAAAUUAUAAAAAAUGAGUGAAUCAAUUGAUUACAGCAGUCCUUACGCUAAUUACAGAUCACCCUUAAGUACUCGCUAUGCCAGUAAAGAAAUGCAGUAUAAUUUUAGUGACCAAAAGAAGUUUUCAACAUGGAGGAAACUGUGGAUAAACCUAGCGAAAGCCGAGAAAGAGAUGGGUUUAAAUAUCACAGAUGAACAAAUACAAGAAAUGGAAAAUAAUAUUUAUAAUAUAAAUUUUGACGAUGCCGCAAAUGAAGAACGAUUAACCAGGCAUGAUGUAAUGGCUCAUGUGCAUGUUUUUGCAAAGCAGUGUCCCCUUGCUGCACCGAUUAUUCAUUUAGGAGCUACUUCAUGUUUCGUUGGUGAUAAUACUGAUCUGAUUAUUCUUAGAGAUGGUUUAGACUUACUAAUUCCUAGAGUUGCAACUGUGAUUCAAAAUCUAGCAAGGUUUGCAGACCAGUAUAAGUCACUUCCUGCCUUAGGAUACACCCAUCUGCAACCUGCUCAGUUGACUACUGUCGGUAAGAGGGCCACUCUUUGGCUGUAUGAUUUUCUAAUGGAUGAAAGAGCCUUGACUAGGGCUAGGGAAGAUCUUAGAUUUCGAGGUGUAAAAGGAACAACUGGUACUCAAGCUUCCUUCAUGCAGCUGUUGAAUGACAGCAGCAAAGUGCGUGCUUUAGAUCAAUGUGUAGCUGAACUGUCUGGUUUUAAUAAGACUUACCCAGUAACUGGACAAACUUAUUCAAGAAAAGUUGAUUUAGAAAUUGUUGCCACCCUCUCAUCUUUGGGUUCAUCUAUUCAUAAGAUGUGUAGUGACCUUAGAUUAUUAGCUAACUUUAAAGAAAUGGAAGAGCCCUUUGAAGCAAGCCAAAUAGGCAGCUCUGCCAUGCCUUAUAAGAGAAAUCCAAUGAGAUCAGAGAGAUGCUGUGCCAUAUCAAGACACCUUAUAGCUUUGUUUUCAAAUGCUGCCAAUACCCAUUCUGUUCAGUGGUUAGAGAGGACCCUAGAUGAUUCAGCAAACAAGAGGCUGACCCUAUCUGAAGCUUUCUUAAGUGCAGAUGCUGUUUUAAUGGUACUUACAAACAUAACACAGGGUCUUGUGGUGUAUCCCAAAGUUAUAGAGAAGAGAAUAAACCAAGAAUUACCAUUUAUGUCUGCUGAAAAUUUGAUUAUGGCUAUGGUUAAAAAAGGUGGGGACAGACAAAUUUGCCAUGAAAAAAUAAGAGUACUAUCUCAUGAAGCUGGAGCACAGGUAAAGCAGCAUGGCAAAGAUAAUGAUUUUCUUGAUAGGGUUAGAGCAGAUCCUUAUUUUAAACCUAUUUUGGCUGAGUUAGAUGGAUUGCUAGAUCCCAGCACUUAUAUUGGAAGAGCUUCUGAACAAGUAACUGAAUUUUUAGCAGAGGAAGUUCAACCUAUUUUACAGAAGUACAAAGAGGUACUAAAAAAUGAAUUAUCUGUUACACUUAAUAUUUAAAUUUUGUUAUUAACUGAAAAAAAUAAUUUUUAUUUUGUUAUUCAUUGUAAUAAAUGAUUUAUUUAU